Molecule: messenger RNA, 231 nt
Organism: Saccharomycodes ludwigii
Lineage: Eukaryota; Fungi; Ascomycota; Saccharomycetes; Saccharomycodales; Saccharomycodaceae
Exons: 1
Coding region: 1-231 (76 amino acids)
Source: RefSeq, a predicted model, not a curated record
AUGAAUUCUAUUGAAAAGAGUAUUGAAGGUAAGAUUGCUGGCAGUCAAUUCCAAACCUACGAAAAGGAAGGGGAACAAAAGAUUGCUCAAAAUAGUGAGUUCAAGAACCUUGACUCUGAAGCUAGAACCAAGUUUGGUAGUGACAACGUCGAUAAAUUUGAAAAAGUUGCUGAAAAUGGAAUUAAUCAACGCUUAAACAAUGCUUUUGGUGGUAGUAACAGUAAUAAUUAA